UCCAAGUUUUUAUCACACAUCAGACAAGUCAGCUGACUCUUCAGAACCUUGUGACAAUUUCAGAAUUCAGGUUUACGUCGGUAGCUCAUAUUUUCAGUCUUUUGGGAAAUUGGGCGAGGUUUUAGCGAUCCUGUGGUGUUUUUCCUUUUACUGAUCGUCCAGUAAAAUACUCCAAAAUGUCUAACCUGCCGAAAAUAAGUGAUGAGGAGCGAGAAUCCAACUAUGGGUAUGUUCAUGCUGUUUCUGGUCCAGUCGUAACUGCUGAAAAAAUGUGUGGAUCGGCUAUGUAUGAACUUGUGAGAGUUGGUUACUUCGAAUUGGUAGGUGAAAUUAUUCGUCUUGAAGGCGACAUGGCUACAAUUCAGGUAUAUGAAGAAACUUCUGGUGUUACUGUUGGAGAUCCUGUACUGCGUACUGGUAAACCAUUGUCUGUUGAACUGGGACCUGGUAUCAUGGGUUCCAUUUUUGAUGGUAUCCAGCGUCCUUUGAAAGAUAUCAAUGUCCUAACAGAAAGUAUAUACAUCCCUAAGGGUAUCAACGUGCCUUGUUUAUCAAGAACUGCUAAGUGGGACUUCAAUCCUUGUAACAUCAAAAUGGGAUCUCAUUUAACUGGUGGUGACAUCUAUGCUCUUGUACAUGAAAAUACUUUGGUGAAGCAAAAACUUAUGUUGCCACCAAAAUCCAAAGGUACAGUCACCUACAUCGCAGAACCAGGAAGUUACACCGUAGAUGAUGUUGUCUUGGAAACUGAAUUUGAUGGAGAGCGCACCAAAUACACUAUGUUGCAAGUGUGGCCCGUACGUCAGCCUCGUCCAGUCAGUGAGAAAUUGCCUGCAAAUCAUCCUCUGCUCACUGGACAGAGAGUUUUGGAUUCCCUUUUCCCAUGUGUACAGGGUGGUACCACUGCUAUCCCUGGUGCUUUUGGUUGUGGAAAAACCGUCAUCUCCCAAUCUCUUUCCAAAUAUUCCAACUCUGAUGUUAUUGUCUACGUAGGUUGCGGAGAAAGAGGUAACGAAAUGUCUGAAGUACUCCGUGACUUCCCCGAAUUGACCGUAGAGAUCGAAGGUCAGACCGAAUCUAUCAUGAAACGUACCGCCCUGGUGGCCAACACAUCCAACAUGCCUGUCGCCGCUCGUGAGGCCUCAAUCUACACCGGCAUCACGCUUUCCGAAUACUUCAGGGACAUGGGCUACAACGUGUCCAUGAUGGCGGAUUCCACGUCCCGUUGGGCCGAGGCCCUGAGAGAAAUCUCCGGUCGUCUGGCCGAGAUGCCCGCCGAUUCUGGCUACCCCGCCUACCUGGGAGCCCGUCUCGCCUCCUUCUACGAGCGAGCUGGCCGCGUCAAAUGUCUCGGCAACCCAGAUCGCGAGGGUUCCGUCUCUAUCGUGGGGGCCGUGUCUCCUCCCGGUGGUGACUUCUCAGAUCCCGUCACUUCCGCCACUCUGGGUAUCGUGCAGGUGUUCUGGGGUUUGGACAAGAAGCUGGCUCAACGUAAACAUUUCCCCUCCAUCAAUUGGUUGAUCUCGUACUCGAAGUACACGAGGGCUCUGGAUGAUUUCUACGACAAGAACUUCCCGGAGUUUGUGCCGUUGAGGACCAAGGUCAAGGAGAUCUUACAGGAAGAAGAAGACUUGUCUGAAAUUGUACAACUGGUAGGUAAAGCAUCACUUGCAGAAACCGACAAGAUCACUCUGGAGGUGGCCAAGUUAUUGAAGGAAGAUUUCUUGCAACAGAAUUCGUACUCUUCCUAUGACAGAUUCUGCCCCUUCUAUAAGACUGUUGGUAUGCUGAAGAACAUGAUUGGUCUUUAUGAUAUGGCCAGGCAUGCCGUUGAAACAACCGCUCAAUCUGAAAACAAGAUUACAUGGAAUGUAAUCAGGGAGGCUAUGAGCAAUAUUCUGUACCAGCUCAGCAGUAUGAAAUUCAAGGAUCCUGUUAAAGAUGGAGAGGCAAAGAUCAAAGCUGAUUUUGAUCAACUUUAUGAAGACAUACAGCAAGCUUUCAGGAACUUAGAAGAUUAAAUAAAAUUAAUAAUUUUAGGAAACAGGAAGGCCCCUGAAACAGUUAAGACACAUGUUUAUCUGGUGUUUCACUUCCAAAUCUAUUUGAAAAGGCCAUUAUAUCAUACAUAUGUUUAUAAUCCAUUGUAUGUGUACAAUACUAUGUAUAUAUAUGAGGUGGAUCAAGAUUGUAUCUGAAACUUCAUCUGAGACUAAAAAUGCCCUAUGAAAAAUCUUCCAAAUGAAAGGAUCCUUAUAGUAUUGAUACUUGAUGAGUCGUUUAAAAUGAUAUUAUGAACUUUGUGUAUACUCAAUUUUCUGAUGUAAUUUUGGAUCACCUUGUCUAUAAAUUAAGAAUAAUUAGUUUUAAUCAGGACUUAGUGGUGAAGGUUUCAGCUAUUUCUGUUCACCUUGAUUUUUCCUUCAUUCCAAUAAUAUUUUUAGGGAAGUUGCAGUUUGAGAUUUUUCUCAGUAUUAUCUGUUAUGUUUAAUUCACGUGUCUACAUUUUUUCGAAGCGCUCCGUACAAAUUUUCAUAUCUAUAAUUUCCUAUUGCUUUAUAUUUUAAAUAAAGAAUGUUUUAUUGUACAGUUGUCCAAAUUCAUAAUAUGAUAGUUUAGAAUUUGAAUGUAGUUGAAAUGUUCUAUUGUGAACAAUCCGGCAAUAUAUUGUUGUUUUGAAAAA
Coccinella septempunctata (seven-spotted ladybird) is the source of this 2683-nucleotide messenger RNA. RefSeq names its product V-type proton ATPase catalytic subunit A (gene Vha68-2). Gene Ontology annotation, cellular component: proton-transporting V-type ATPase, V1 domain; lysosomal membrane. Gene Ontology annotation, biological process: ATP metabolic process; proton transmembrane transport. The coding region runs from base 177 to 2021 and encodes 614 amino acids. The record is from RefSeq and is a predicted model, not a curated record. The transcript is spliced from 9 exons. Gene Ontology annotation, molecular function: ATP hydrolysis activity; ATP binding; proton-transporting ATPase activity, rotational mechanism. NCBI's taxonomy places the organism in Eukaryota, Metazoa, Arthropoda, Insecta, Coleoptera, Coccinellidae.